UUGACGGCCGUGAGCGGAAGUGCGGGUGUGAUUUUGGCGCGCUUGACGCGGCGGCGGGUGUUUGUUCUCAUCAAGAUGGCUGCUGUUGUUUGUGAUGAGCAGUGAGUCAUCCGGACACAGGCCGAGGACACGGACACCACACGCCGAGGACACGCACCCAAACCCGGCUGCAAGCCACACCAUCACCCCGCUAACCGAACCGGACCCAUCGCGAAGGGGGCGCACUGACAGACAGCAGAAAUCAUGGACACCACCACAUCCAUCAAGAUGACCACUCUGGCCAUCCAGAACCUGUUCAGCUACGUGGAGGAGGAGAACCUGUCUGCCCUGAAGGCUCACCUGGACCGCUUCAAGGAGGUGGACGGACGCAGCGACAACGGGCAGACGCCGCUCAUGCUGGCAGCGGAGCAGGGCAGUCUGGAGAUCAUCCAGGAGCUCAUCAGGAGAGGAGCCAACGUCAACCUGGACGACGUGGACUGCUGGUCGGCUCUGAUCUGUGCUGCUAAAGAAGGUCACGUGGACGUAGUGAAGGAGCUGCUGGAGAACAGCGCCUACAUCGAGCACAGAGACAUGGGAGGAUGGACCGCUCUGAUGUGGGCGGCCUACAAAGGGCGUGUGGAGGUCACGGAGCUGCUGCUGGAACACGGAGCUAACCCCAACACUACAGGACAGCAAUACAGUGUGUAUCCGAUCAUCUGGGCUGCAGGUCGAGGUCACGCAGACAUCGUCAAACUGCUGCUGAACAACGGCGCCAAAGUCAACUGUUCUGACAAGUAUGGGACCACUCCUCUGAUCUGGGCGUCCAGGAAAGGACACUUUGACUGUGUGAUGCAUCUUCUGGAGAACGGAGCUGACGUUGACCAGGAGGGGGCGAACUCGAUGACGGCUCUGAUCGUGGCGGUGAAGGGCGGCUACACGGAGGUGGUGAAGGAGCUGCUAAAGAGGAACCCCAACGUCAACAUGACCGACAAAGACGGGAACACAGCGCUGAUGAUCGCCGCCAAGGAGGGGUACACUGAGAUCGUCCAGGACCUGCUGGACGCCGGGACAUAUGUCAACAUCCCAGACCGGAGCGGUGACACGGUGCUGAUCGGAGCAGUGAGGGGAGGACACGUGGAGAUCGUCAGAGCUCUGCUGCAUAAAUACGCCGACAUCGACAUCCGAGGACAGGAGAAUAAGACGGCACUGUACUGGGCUGUGGAGAAAGGAAACUCCACCAUGGUCAGAGACAUCCUGCAGUGUAACCCGGACACAGAGACCUGCACCAAGGAUGGAGAGACUCCGCUGAUCAAAGCCACCAAGAUGAGGAACAUCGAGAUCGUGGAGCUGCUGCUGGAUAAAGGAGCCAAAGUGUCUGCCGUGGACAAGAAAGGAGACACGCCUCUCCACAUCGCCAUCCGUGGGCGGAGCCGCCGCCUGGCCGAGCUCCUCCUCAGGAACCCCAAAGAUGGCCGCCUGCUGUACCGACCCAACAAGGCCGGAGAGACGCCGUACAACAUCGACUGCAGCCACCAGAAGAGCAUCCUGACGCAGAUCUUUGGAGCCCGUCACCUGUCUCCCUCAGAGUCCGAUGGAGACAUGUUGGGUUAUGACCUGUACAGCUCGGCGCUCGCCGACAUCCUCAGUGAGCCGACCAUGCAGCCUCCGAUCUGUGUCGGCCUGUACGCCCAGUGGGGGAGCGGGAAGUCCUUCCUGCUGAAGAAGCUGGAGGAUGAGAUGAAGACGUUUGCCGGGCAGCAGAUUGAGCCGUUGUUCCAGUUCUCGUGGCUCAUCGUCUUCCUGUCUCUGCUCCUGUGCGGUUCCAUCGCCGUCGUACUCGGCUUCACCGUUGACCCGAAGCUCGCCAUGGCGGUGUCGCUCAGCCUGCUGGCUCUGCUCUACCUGUUCUUUGUGGUGGUGUACUUUGGCGGGCGUCGGGAGGGCGAGAGCUGGAACUGGGCGUGGCUGCUGAGCACCCGGCUGGCGCGUCACAUCGGGUACCUGGAGCUGCUGCUGAAGCUGAUGUUCGUGAACCCGCCGGAGCUGCCGGAGCAGAGCACCAGAGCUCUGCCUGUCAGGUUCCUGUUCACCGACUACAACCGCCUGUCGAGCGUCGGUGGAGAAACGUCGAUGGCCGAGAUGAUCGCAACGCUGUCCGACGCCUGUGAGAGAGAGUUCGGAUUCCUCGCCACGCGUCUGUUCAGAGUGUUCAAGACGGAGGAGACGCAGGGUAAGAGGAAGUGGAAGAAGACGUGCUGCAUCCCAUCCUUCAUCAUCUUUGUCCUCGUCCUGCUGUGCCUGCUCACCGGCAUGGCGCUGCUGGCCGUGUUCAAGGUGGAUGGCGAGAACCGGACAGUGAACGCGGUGCUGAUCGCCAUCGGCAGCGUGGUGGGUCUGGCUCUGCUGCUGAACUGCAGGACAUGGUGGCAGGUGACCGACUCUGUGCUGAACUCGCAGAGGAAGAGACUCCACGGUGCCGCCAACAGGAUGCACAAGCUGAAGAGCGAGGGCUUCAUGAAGGUGCUGAAGAACGAGGUGGAGCUGAUGGCAAGGAUGGCGAAGACCAUCGACGGCUUCACGCAGCAUCAGACGAGGUUGACGGUCGUCAUCGACGGACUGGACUCGUGCGAACAGGACAAAGUUCUGCAGAUGCUCGACACGGUCCGGGUCUUGUUCUCCAAAGGUCCGUUCAUCUCCAUCUUUGCCAGUGACCCGCACAUCAUCAUCAAAGCCAUAAACCAAAACCUGAACAGCGUCCUCCGAGACUCCAACAUCAACGGACACGACUACAUGAGGAACAUCGUCCACCUGCCCGUCUUCCUCAACAGCAGAGGACUCUCCAGUGCCAGGAAGAUGUGCGCGCCGGCCCCGGCUAACGGGGACAACACUGCCAACACUGACGGUUGGCACGAGGAGUUGGACAGGAAGCUGUCACAGCACAGUUUAGGAGAGCUGACGAAGUUUGGCAGCAAGACGACUCUGAACCGCCGGGACACGUACCGGCGGCGUCAGGUGCAGCGCUCGGUGACCCGCCAGAUGUCGUUCGAUCUGACGAAGCUGAUGGUGACGGAGGAUUGGUUCAGUGACAUCAGCCCGCAGACGAUGAGGAGGCUGCUCAACAUCGUGUCCGUCACAGGACGUCUGCUGCGAGCCAAUCAGAUCAGCUUUAACUGGGACCGCCUGGCGUCCUGGAUCAACCUGACCGAGCAGUGGCCCUACAGGACGUCCUGGCUCAUCCUGUACCUGGAGGAGACUGACGGAGUCCCAGACCAGGCCACACUCAAGACCAUCUACGAGAGAGUGUCGAAGAACAUCCCGACCACCAAAGACGUGGAGCCUCUUCUGGAGAUCGACGGAGACGUUCGGAGCUUUGAGGUCUUCCUGUCGUCGCGGACGCCGGUUCUGACGGCCCGUGACAUCCGGACCUUCCUGCCGUGCACUGUGAACCUGGACCCCAAACUGAGGGAGAUCAUCGCGGACGUGCGAGCCGCCCGCGAGCAGGUCAAUAUGGGCGGGGUCACGUACCCGCCGCUCCCCCUGCAGGAGGCUCAGCCCCGCCCCACCUCGGUGUACUCACAGGUGUCGUCGGCGUGCUCGCCAUCUGCCUCGUUCAGCGGCCCGUUCAACCCGCCGCCAGGGGGCGUGGUCUCCCCACAGCCGCACAGCAGCUACUACAGCGGGCUGGCCGGACCGCAGCACCCCUUCUACAACAGGCCAUACUUCCCCCAUCACCUGUAUCAGCUGCCACGCCCUCUCAUGGCGUCCGCACACCUAUCACACCUUCACGCACGCCCACCUCCUAAAACCUCCUUCAGCCGGGACGCCUCAGCGCCACCUUAUAAGGUUUCAUCUUUGAAAAGGAAGCAGGGUUCGGCUUCCGUGGUGUCGGGUGCUCCGGCCGUCCUCCUCAGCUCCAUGGCGACGGAGACCGUCUGUGAGCGUGUGCGGCAGAUCGACGGCAUUGACCAGAGCAUGAUGGGACAGUACACCGCUACCAUCAGGAAGGCGAACGUGAACGGCAGAGUUUUGUCUCAGUGUAACGUCGACGAGCUGAAGAAGGAGAUGAACAUGAACUUUGGAGACUGGCAGCUCUUCAGAGCCACGGUUCUGGACUUGCGUCACAUUGAGAGUCAGGUUCUGCACGAGGAAGCGGCCAGUGAGCAAGGCAGUGUUGUUGGCGGUCACAUCGAGGCAGGAAGGCGAGUGGUGGCUCCGCCCCUCGCCGGUGCCGCCAACACGGACGCGUCGCCGAUGUACAGCUUUAACCUGAGUUUCGAAGAACUGAGCACGCUCGGACUGGACGACCCGGCGAGACACGGGAACCUGCAGUGGAUGGGCGGCGCUCACCGGACCGCCAGCAUGACGAGCCUGAACUCGCAGGAGUCGUCCAACGACAUCGGCAAGCUGACGGACAAACAGCAGGCCGAGUACCGCAACGCCUACCAGGAGUACAUCGCCCAGAUGGCGCAGCUGGAGAUGGGCGGCGGCGGUGGAGAGCGGCCCGUCCAACCACAGCCAGGACAGUUCAUGACAUCAUCAUCAGAAGACAAGAGCAAAGACGGCGGUGAGCAGGACGGACGCAAGUCCUUCAACAAGAGAAGCGUCGGGAAACCGGCGGUCGACAGCACCGCUGACUUUGCUUCCAACGGUGACGCCCUGGACCCGAUCACGGAGGAGGACGAGAAAGGCGACCACGGCUCGUCCAAGUCGCUGCUGACACGUAAGACGUCAGCGGAAAGAGGCGGGCUCUUCACAGGCGCCGCUGCCGACCUGAAGCUGAAAGCCGGCGGCGGACUGCGAUACCAGAAGCUGACAAGCGACGACGAGGAGUCCGAAGAAUCCGACAACGCUCCACUGCUCAAAGACGGGAAGAAGGUGCUCGACGCCAAAGCGCCCGGCGCUGGCGGCGGCGGCUCGCUGGCGCUGAAGGGGAAGGACUACCUGUCGGACGCCAUGUUGGACAAGAAGGACUCGUCGGACUCGGGCGUGCGGUCCAACGAGAGCUCGCCGAACCACUCGCUGCAGGACGAGGAGGCAGACCUGUCGCAGUUGGAGCGCACCAACCUGAUCGAGCUGGACGAGGAGGGCGCGGCAAGGAAGCGGGGAUUACCCAGCAGCCUCAGCGGCCUGCAGGACCCGGCGGUCACUCGCAUGUCGAUCUGCUCCGAGGAUCAGUGCAGCCUGCUCGCCAGCAGCCCCGAGGAGAGCUGGCCGUCCUCCAAGAGCUUCAACCUGAACCGCACGCCAAGCAACGUCACGCUCAACAACAACACCAAUGCACGCCAGCCCGCCGAGAGCUCCGCCUCCAAUGCCACCUCCAGUGAUGUCAUCAUGUCCCCAAGCUCCGGGAGCGGCAGCAGCGCCACCAGGCCGGGUCCGAACAACGAGAACGUGCGCGUGGUUCACCUGAAGCGAGGCCUGAAGCCCGGAGACCCGCCGGAGAUCUGCACAGUGUCCUCCGACACCGUCAGCUUCGGCAGUGAGGAGCGCGAGAGCAUCCUGUGACAUCACGGCGAGCAGUGACGAGUCAGAGAGCACCGAGGGUCCAAUCAGGAGCCGCGCUUCCUGCGUCUGACCCAAUCGGGAGCGCCGUGUCGGCGUCGAAGCGCGGCCGCUGGUCGACUCGUCGUAACGUGUCAUGUGACCGCUGUGAUGACGUGACGUAGAUUUAGAAGCUGCAUGUUGAUGUUGUGAUGUCAUCGUACAGUUAGAUUGAUGUUUGAGGAUUGUGGGUAAAAACGUUGUGAUGGAUUGUGGGUAAUGUUGUUCGUCAGUAUUAACUUGUUAACAGUGUUUAAAUGAGGCUUUUAUUCUGAAAUUUAUCAUCAAUUUAAUGUCAAAAGAAAAUUAAUGAGCGAUGAUGUCAUCACAGGAAGUUGAAUAAUUAAUUUUUUUUUCAAAUUAAAAGAUUCAUUAAUAAAUAAAGAAAAAACUGAAUCCACUUCCUGUCCCUUACCAAAAUAAACUGACUUCCUGUCCCUUACCAAAAUAAAGUAACAGUUGAUGUUCAGAUAUUCGAUGUAACUCUGUGGUCUGCAUGUUUGUAGUUUUGUAGUUUUGUUGCUCUCUGACGUGAAUUUGAUGUUAAAAUAAAAAAUCUAUAAAAUCCUGA
This is a messenger RNA of Larimichthys crocea (large yellow croaker), 6091 nucleotides long. RefSeq names its product kinase D-interacting substrate 220b (gene kidins220b). Lineage: Eukaryota; Metazoa; Chordata; Actinopteri; Sciaenidae. Gene Ontology annotation, molecular function: PDZ domain binding; protein kinase regulator activity. The transcript is spliced from 29 exons. The coding region runs from base 244 to 5484 and encodes 1746 amino acids. The record is from RefSeq and is a predicted model, not a curated record.